Molecule: messenger RNA, 1235 nt
Organism: Priapulus caudatus
Lineage: Eukaryota; Metazoa; Priapulida; Priapulimorpha; Priapulimorphida; Priapulidae
Product: F-box only protein 36-like
Exons: 5
Coding region: 23-658 (211 amino acids)
Molecular function (GO): protein binding
Source: RefSeq, a predicted model, not a curated record
GCCUCAGUAUCAUAGCAACAGCAUGGCGUCUCUAAUACCUGACGGAGUAUUGCUCGAUGCUUCUGAUCAAGCACCCGCGCCGUCAAAAGACUUUUGUCAGCUGUACAUUACGACAAAUGACGAGGUUAUCUGGAGGUGGUGGAAAAUCUCGCUUCGAAAUGAAGAGAAGCUCUACCCAGGGGAAUUAAAGGAUAAUUAUGAAGAUUUCUUAGACGAUGAAAGAAUUCAAAACGAGAUCAAGAGAGUGUUUGGAAACAACAUGCUGGAGUAUGUGAAAGGUCUGGUCGAGGGUCACAUCGACUACCUGUGUCGCCUCCCGAGACGCGCUCUCCUUCACGUAGUCUCGCUACUGGACCUGCCGGACAUUAGCAAGAUUGCUCAGACAUCUAAACAGUUUCAAGAGAUCUGCUGGAGUGACGACCUUUGGAGCAUCUUGUAUCACAGAAGUUCUAACCAGCCUGUAACAGAAGAGGUGGAGUCGCUUGCUAAACAGAUGGGCUGGAGAAAUAUGUUCUUUACUAAUAAACUUCAGCUGAGGGUGAAGCUGAGUCAGCAGAAGCGACGCCGGUUCAGCUUUGAUGACAUGGCGUCUGGUUCCAUGAGCAGCACGACCUUCAUCACCCAGGGCGACCACAACGUAGACACUGCUGCCAUCUAGUGUGAUUCGAUCCAAUCACGAUUCAUCAGUCGGUCAUGUACGGAUGCCAAUGCAAUCAUCUCAAAAAUGAGUACAUAUGAUAUAGAUCUCGCUAUAUAGUAAAUAUGAUAUAGAUCUCGCUAUAUAGAUUAAACUCACAGACAUCGAGCCGUGCGACAUAUCUGUGAAUGAAUUCGUAAACUUACCUGGUUCUGAAGACUAACUCAGAUGUGGUGCUUAGAAUGACAUAUGUUUAGGUCUUUAGAUGUGAUAUGGAUGAUGAGAUGUUAAUGUCAGAGGAGCUGGUGGUGCAAAACGUGAAAAAAAAUCUUUUAGGUGCUAGUAGAAUUUUAUGCUUGUCCAGUUUGAUAUUUUUUUUUAAACAUGUUAAUCACAUGGUUUUAUAAAAAAAACUUCCAAAUGUUGUAUUUAGUCUUCCAAACACUUGCUCUGUUUCUAUCCAAGAUGUUGCUAUUAUGUUUAUGAAAGUAUUCCUUUUUUAAAUAACUUUUAGAAAAAUGUGCACUUUGUGAAACUUGGUUGGAUGUCAUUUCUUGACAUUUACUAGAAAUGAAAAUACAUAAUCUAUAAAAAAAGA